CUGACACCUACAGAGCUGGUAGCAUAUUUAAAGAUGAUUUACACUUCAGUUUGAUACUUUCCUUUCCAGGGGGUCAUACACAACACCAAAGACUGUUUCAGGCAAGCAUUCACAGCACCAUGUCCUAUCGCUCUAUAACAAUAGUGUCUUCUGGACGGAGCGCAGGGCUCGACUGCAAUGGGUUGAGGAUGCACGGCACUCAGUUCUCCUCACAGCCCAAACUCCAGUUGGAGGAGGACAGGGAGUCUGGCAUCGGCUCCACCCUUGACAUCAGCAGCGGCUUUGAGGGCUACAGCCAACAUACCAAUCACCACUCCAAUACACCUUCACUCAGGGAGGCAGACAGAUUCCCUAAAGAGAGAGAUAGCUCUCCACAGACCACAGCAGUGAGUCCGAACAAGAUCAAGCAACUCUUAAAUCUACUCAAGGUCCCUCUCCUCUUCGUCCUCCUCUUCUUCUUUGUUUGCUCCUUGGACACUCUGAGCUCUGCCUUUCAGUUAGCAGGGGGUAAAGUGGCAGGGGACAUUUUCCAGGACAAUGCGGUGCUGUCUAACCCUGUGGCGGGGCUGGUGGUGGGGAUUUUGGUGACUGUGCUGGUCCAGAGCUCAUCCACCUCCACCUCCAUUGUCGUCAGUCUGGUGGCCUCCGGACUGCUAGAAGUGAGGUCGGCUGUUCCAAUCAUCAUGGGGUCCAAUAUUGGGACUUCAGUCACAAACACCAUAGUGGCCAUGAUGCAAGCAGCAGAGAGGACCGAGUUUCAACGUGCCUUUGCCGGGGCAACAAUCCACGAUUGCUUCAACUGGCUGUCGGUCCUGGUUCUGCUGCCGCUGGAGGUGGUGAGUGGCCUCAUGACCCGGCUGUCACACCUGCUGGUCACCAGCUUCAGGCUUCCACCUGGGGAGGAAGCACCUGAGCUGCUCAAGGUCAUCACCGAGCCAGUCACCAAGCUCAUCAUACAGCUAGACAAGUGUGUGAUCACGGGGAUCGCCAUGGGAAAUGAGGACAUGAGGAACAGGAGCCUGGUGAAAGAAUGGUGCCAGACUGACCUUGUUAUGUCAACUGGCAAUGUGAGCACUGAAAACUGUGGCCCCAGUCAUAACUUGUCCCACUCAUCACUAAAGUGCAGGCAUUUGUUUGUGUCUACCGAACUGUCAGACCUCACCGUGGGCCUGAUUCUCCUGGCAGGCUCCCUGGCUGUCCUCUGCACCUGUCUGCUGCUUCUGGUCAAGCUGCUUAACUCUCUUCUUAAAGGCCAACUAGCAAAGGUCAUCCAUAAAGUCAUCAACACAGACCUGCCAUAUCCGUUUGGGUGGCUAGCAGGAUUCAUGGCCAUGUUUGUGGGUGCAGGGGUAACAUUUGUGGUCCAGAGUAGCUCUGUCUUUACUUCAGCCAUGACUCCCCUUGUAGGUAUUGGUGUGAUCAGUCUGGAGCGGGCCUAUCCUCUCACCCUCGGUUCCAACAUCGGCACCACUGCCACAGCCCUGCUGGCAGCUCUGGCCAGUCCCGGGAACAAGCUAGCAGCAGCCAUACAAUUGGAAGACAGGUCCUCUUUGUCCUCUCAUCAUACUCCUCUGCUCCUGCCAUGCUCUUAAACGUUUUGAUGUUUUAAAUGAGAUGCAACCAUCCCCACCACCAGACAUAGCAGUCUGGACAGAGUUUGCAUCAUCCUGCUGAGUCUAGUGUGAACCUCGGAGGCAUUCGAGACCAGUCUGAGAAGGAAGGGAAGGGGAGCCAGAAACAAGAAUCCACCAUGACACUCACUCCUGCAUGCACACACAAAUACACACCCAUUCUCUCCUUUCAGGCAGAGCUGAUCUGAGUGCUGAUUAUCUGCAGUGUGGGAUUGAGACAGAGAGAAUUGCAGUUUGGAUCAGUGCUGGAGUCCAGCAGGGUCGGGACGCGGUCCUGCCAAGCCCUCGUGUCUAGGGAUUCACAGCAAGGACCGGAGCUGCCCGGGCUGUCAUCUUCAUUGAAAUAUUAUUAUCAGAUAAAAAGUAGCACACUAUUUUUCUUCACUUGUCUAGAAUCUGCAAAGCAUUUUUUUUCUGUGACUGUUUUCAUUUUUUCUCCUGUGAUUGUUGUGCUCCCCGUGGAAUCUGUUACUUCCUAACUUACGCUCACUCACACUCAUUUACUGUACGGCCCUCUCCAGGUGGCAUGAGGUUAUACAGUAUGUGUGUGAGUGUUUGUGUUUUUACAGAACGAGGAAGUAAAUCAUGUACUCCCUUCAGAGACAAAUUUUUUUUCCUGCCUUUGAAGCACAACUUGCUUCAUGAAGGGAAGAAGUCAGACCACGUUUUUCAACAGCUAAUUUCACGAACCCUUUCAACCCUCAAGUGCCUCAGAUUUUUCUUUCCUAAGCAUUUUGCUUCACUACCCAGGUGCUGAUGCAGCAAUAAUCUAUCAACAGCAACUUUAUUUCUUGCAGGGUUAGAUGUUGUCAGAGUAUUUCUCAAAGGGAUUACAAUACACUUAAUCAAAAUGAUGAUCCAGAGACAUCAUUACUGAGAGUGGUAAAAUGUUGUAGCCUAUCACUAAAAUGCAAAUCUGCAAUAUUGUCCUGAAACUAAACAUACUAACAGUGUGCGGAGGAUUUCCCUUUGGGUAGCCAUGUUUGCAUACAAAGUGUUUUCUGUGCUCCUUCCAGCAAUUAUUACAAAUAGCUUCAAUUUGAAAUAUUUUAACAGAGUUAGUUAUUAGAUCACUGUAUAAUUGCAAUUAAUGAUUAAGCAUAAUGGCCAAGCUCACUCAUAAACUAUCAGUACAAAGCAAAUGAAGCCAGAUUGCUUGCUGAACCAGCAAUCACACACAUAUAAGCAGAAUUAAGAUUGUUAAAGAAAAUAUUACUUUUUUUCAAAUGCAGUAAUUAUUUUCAAACAGGUUUUCACUUGACAGCCAUGACUUAUGUAGCCCUAAAGUAUAAUAAAAUAAUUUCUACUUAAUAUUAUACUCAGAAACAUCAUAAUUGAAUAAACAGAAAUACUGUGGUAACAAAAAGCUGAUCCAUUAUUUUUCAGCUUCUCUCUCUGUGAAAACAGAAUGUUCUUUCAUGGCCAGUGGCUGUUGUUAAGUCAGCACUGUGUGGGCCUGUUGGGACUACAUGUUUACUCAAACCUUCAGAAGGUGCUGCACACAUACUUCACUUUACACGCCUUAUCCAAAUGUUCUCUUAGCUUACUUGUACUUCUUUUCCAUGAAUCCACUAAUGCCACUAAUGACAUGUAACAUCACGUUUUAUGUGUUUACAUUUUUCUUCUAAUAAUUAAGGUAAUAAUGCGCUUAAUGUAAUCGUGAGGAUGCAUUUAAAUGAGAUCCUUUGUUUUCAGUGUAGUAACCGCAUGCGAUGAUUCACUAGCAAGGACCACACCAUCAACAAGAUGCGUUUAAAUUUUUAUUAACGAAAACAAAAAGAUUGUGUGCAAUGCUUGAACUCGCUUGUGCUUCUUCGGUUUGCUGCUGCGUUGUGGGGAGCUUCGGUGGGGAAUCCGCUGUAGCACCCGGGCACGACGGACCCACCUUACUGAGAGGAGGAAGGAGAGGAGAAAACAGGAGAGAGAAAUAGGGGGGGUGGGGGCAGAAUAUGAGAGCGAAAAAGGAGGACAGGGUUAGGUGGGUAUUUAUAGGAAUGCUGGAAGUGGCACAACUGAGGUGUGGUCCUGCUCCUGAAACUCUGCUAGAUAUCGCCAAUAGAUAUGCAUGCCUGAACAUACUAUCACAGGAUCAGACCUCGAUGUCCAUGGCAGCGCGAUUAUUUAUGCUGUGUUUUUGUAAAACUUUGUAUUUAACUUGUUGAAACUUAAUAAAGAUUUAUUUAAAAAAAGCUAAAUGUAAUAUAUAAAACCCCUUUGCACUUUAAGAGGUAGCAUUAGCAGAAGCGUGUCAGCCACAGCUGCUUGGUAACAGUAAUAGAGGUGAAGACAAGUCACCUCUCACUGCAACAACUGGGAAUAAUGUUAAAUGUUAGAAAAUGUUCAGAAUUUAAAUCAAACUCACACACAGGGGCCUAAUUAUCACCGAAAUCCUCCUUGGCCAUUUAGUUUAAAGUGUUAAAUAACUGCAUUAUUAUAAAAGCUGCUGCACAACUUUCAUGAAGACAGAAGUGGGGAAAGUUAACUUGGGACAAUAUGGAAGGUUCCAGUAUUCAUCACAAAAAGAAAAAUAGAAAAUUAUUCAUGAAGUUUGAAAAGUUCUUAAAUCACUAAUCAUUUCAAGAAGUGUUUCGAUAUUUUGAAAAGUUCUUAAUAGAAAAUGAUUGGUGUCAGAAUGCAUGCAACUGCUUUUCAGAAAACUAUCUAAAUCAACCAGUUUUCAGUUCUCCUCUUUAUCUGUGCUGCACUCACAUAAUUACCUCCUUGGCAGCACAAAUACAUUUAUAUUGAAUGCAGCUGAAAAAGAGGAGAAAGAUGGAGAGAGAGAGAGAGAGAGAGAGAGAGAGAGAGAGAGAGAGACUCUCAGACACAUUCUGACUAGUCUCACAACAGCACUGCUUUCUAAACACCAGUCAGAGGAAACCAAAUUAUAACGCAAUGUAAAGAAACCUAUUUGGAACAUUGGAAAAAAGAAACUAAAGUAGAUCAGAGUGUUAUCUGGCUCUAAAAAGAGAUUAUGAAUUGGCAGAAUAUCUCUCUACUGUCAGAGAUAGAAAGCAGAGACAGAUCCUAACCAAGUACAGGCUCAGUGGCCACAAACUGGUAAUCGAAAAAGGAAGACACAAAAAAAUCAUGGCAACCAAAAGAAAACAGAAUAUGUGGUCAGUGUUCGACAGGUGAGGUUGAGACAGAGAUGUACUUCCUCCCACAAUGUGCAACAUUCAAUAAAAUAAGAAACAUGUACUUUAACAAGUUAAAUUCUGUAAUGUCAGAUUUCAAAGACCUAAAUGACCUCUCAAAAUUAAAAAUACUCCUAGGAGAAGCAGACAGGGCAUAUCUUGCUGCCUAAUAUGUAUCAACAUGCCACAACCUGAGGGACAGUGAAUGACCUACA
Molecule: messenger RNA, 4983 nt
Organism: Siniperca chuatsi (mandarin fish)
Lineage: Eukaryota; Metazoa; Chordata; Actinopteri; Centrarchiformes; Sinipercidae
Gene: slc34a1b
Product: solute carrier family 34 member 1b
Exons: 13
Coding region: 120-1592 (490 amino acids)
Biological process (GO): intracellular phosphate ion homeostasis; sodium-dependent phosphate transport
Cellular component (GO): vesicle; brush border; apical plasma membrane
Molecular function (GO): sodium:phosphate symporter activity
Source: RefSeq, a predicted model, not a curated record